AUGGUACAUAAGCAGUGCGUCCUCUUACUAUCCAUGCUUGAGCUCAUCAUCGACGAAGCCGCCCACGAGUCAGCCCGCGGUCUCAGUGUCCCGUGUGGUGCAUUCGAGCACUGCAUCAAACACAUUACGCUCGCGGGUAAUCACAAGCAAGGACGUGGGAUGUCUCUCUCUGCAGAUUCGAACAUUGGGCAUGCAGUGUUGUCUCGGAACAUCUUCCAGGAGGUUGCUGAGGACCCCCGCCAAGUGCACAACGUGAUCCUACUCAGUCAGGGUUACCGCAUGCUCGAGGAACUGUACGCAUGCGUGUCUCAAUUCUAUGACGGCAAGCUAAAGGCGUACUCUGGCGCAGGGAACAUCGACAAACCUCUCCAGAACACUGCCGAGGCUUGCUGGAAGUCUCGUCUACGUGAUUCCUUUGCAGGCUCUGUUCGUCAGGUCGCCAUCGAUGUCACUUCCGAAGGCACCAUCAAGCAUGCGCAACUCAAUGGCACCACCACCAAACUGAAUGAGGAGGAGGCGAAAGUUGUCGCUUGGACAGUCAAGGACAUGCUAUUGUUUACCCCGCCCGCAAACACACUUGGGAUGUACUACCGCCCCUUUACUCCGGCGGACUUCGUCGUGGUCACUCCCUACACUGGCCAGGUUUUGGAGAUUCGAAAGCAUCUUCGUCUGUCUGGAGGCCACGUCUUCGUCAACACGGAGGGAGUUCUAGUCUGCACGACCAGCCACUCCCAAGGGAAAGAGGCUCUCAUGACUUUUAUUUCUCUCGUGGUGAACAUCGGCAAGACGAGGGCUGAACCCGACGACAAGGUCCCGGUUUCCUUCAUGGCGGAUGACCACAACAUCAACGUCGCCUUUUCUCGCCAGCGAAUUGGACGGCAUAUUGUGGGUGGUCUUACGUGUCUGACUCAGAUGAAGUACGAUAGACACACGCUAGCCAGCAGACAUGCCAAGUUCUUCAAUCACCUCAAGGGGCUCUGCGAAUCUGACUCCAUUGUCACUUCAGAAGAAUGGGACUUCGCCAUGCGGAACAAGCGAAAGCCUGAUCCUGCGGUCGACGGCAUAUGCCAGGCACUCGCCUUUUCGCGCACUAUGGAGAAACCACACUCCACAAGCGGCCUCAAUCGACCAGGUCUCGUCAUUCCACCGCCGCCAGCUUCUGGGCCAUUCCACAACAUCACGCAUGCUCAUUAG
Dothidotthia symphoricarpi CBS 119687 is the source of this 1194-nucleotide messenger RNA. RefSeq lists its product as uncharacterized. The record is from RefSeq and is a predicted model, not a curated record. Bases 1 to 1194 code for a protein of 397 amino acids. The transcript has 2 exons. Lineage: Eukaryota; Fungi; Ascomycota; Dothideomycetes; Pleosporales; Dothidotthiaceae.